GACAGGACAGGAUCUUUCUGUUUUCGGAGAUCACGAAAAAAGAUCUCAUACUGGAUAGUGCUGACAUUUUGUCAGCUUAAUCUAGUAAGUGGUAGCGUUGCUGAGCCUCCUUAAACCCCGAGCCAUGUCGCCCCCAACAGUGCCUCCGAUGGGCGUAGAUGGUGUGUCCGCAUACCUGAUGAAGAAAAGGCACACCCACAGGAAACAGCGGCGCAAGCCCACUUUCCUCACCCGUAGGAACAUUGUGGGCUGCCGCAUUCAACACGGCUGGAAGGAAGGCAACGAGCCUGUGGAGCAGUGGAAGGGCACCGUGCUUGAGCAGGUUUCCGUGAAGCCCACUCUCUAUAUCAUCAAAUAUGAUGGCAAAGAUAGUGUGUAUGGACUAGAACUGCACCGAGAUAAGAGAGUUUUAGCACUAGAGAUCCUUCCUGAGAGAGUGCCAACUCCUCGCAUUGAUUCGCGCCUGGCAGAUUCCCUGAUUGGAAAGGCAGUGGGUCAUGUGUUUGAGGGUGAGCACGGUACGAAAGAUGAAUGGAAGGGCAUGGUCCUGGCGCGAGCCCCCGUGAUGGACACUUGGUUUUACAUCACGUACGAGAAAGAUCCAGUCCUUUAUAUGUACACGCUGCUGGAUGACUACAAAGAUGGUGACCUGCGCAUCAUUCCAGAUUCCAACUACUAUUUCCCUGCAGCAGAACGGGAGCCUGGAGAAGUUGUCGACAGCCUUGUGGGCAAGCAGGUGGAGCACGCCAAAGAUGAUGGGUCCAAGAGAACCGGCAUUUUCAUCCAUCAAGUGGUGGCCAAGCCAUCUGUCUACUUCAUUAAGUUUGAUGAUGAUAUUCACAUUUAUGUCUAUGGUUUGGUGAAAACCCCCUAAAUUCAUUGUGCUACUGCAAAAGUUGUGGAACUAUUAAAUGUAAAAUAUGUCGUGUGAACUUUUGAGAACAGUUUUGAAGUCAGAGAUUAAAGAAUUUAUUAUUACUUACGGUGCCUCCAAAUCUUACAUUGACUAGUUCCACAGUUUUGCCCGAAGUAUACUUUGGUACUUUUGAUAUUGCCUUGUUCUGUAAUCAAAAUUUUAAAUCGGGUGCUAAUAGAAAAGUGUUUGUAAAAUUUGGAACAAUGGAAAACUAGAUAAAGAAAAAUAAAUUGUGUACACACACUAUAUCCUCCUCCCCACCAUUUCUUUCUUUGCCUUACCAAUUUUUUUCUCCCCAGAUAACAAGUGUUAAGAACAUAAUGUAUAUCCUUCCAUGUUUUCCCCAUCCUCUUAAAGAAAGUUUGUUGUAGUCCUUUCUACAGAAACAGCAAGCCCCAUUAUUUCUCUGUAAUUGCUUUUCUCCCUUGACAUAUCCUUCUGAUCAGUAGCUACAGAUAUCUCUCUCUCCCCAUGCCUCCCUCUCCAUAUGGUAUAAGAUAGAUGUCCAACUAUACAUUUUAUUCACAUUGGAUACCUGAUUGUAUCAUCACAUUUA
This is a messenger RNA of Physeter macrocephalus (sperm whale), 1472 nucleotides long. It is a transcript of the gene SPIN4, whose product is annotated as spindlin family member 4. The coding region runs from base 125 to 874 and encodes 249 amino acids. NCBI's taxonomy places the organism in Eukaryota, Metazoa, Chordata, Mammalia, Artiodactyla, Physeteridae. The record is from RefSeq and is a predicted model, not a curated record. Gene Ontology annotation, biological process: gamete generation; regulation of DNA-templated transcription. The transcript has a single exon. Gene Ontology annotation, cellular component: cytosol; nucleoplasm.